Didymodactylos carnosus is the source of this 1032-nucleotide messenger RNA. NCBI's taxonomy places the organism in Eukaryota, Metazoa, Rotifera, Eurotatoria, Philodinida, Philodinidae. The record is from the annotation of a GenBank genome assembly.
AUGAAUGCUGCUAUAAGUCAAUCUACGUUUGGCACAUGCAUGAAAUUAACAGAACAGUUACAUUUUAUAGUUGUCAAACUGAAAGCUUAUACAAAAAACGAUGAAUAUGAUGAGUUAUUACAACAGAUUAAUUUACAAGUGCAAUUUCUUACUGAAUCUCACAUCGAAUAUCUAAAACAUCAAGAUGAAUUAAAAUCUAUUUCCAUUAAACAAACACAAGCACUGAACCAGAUUAUGGAUAAGAUUUUAAACGAGAAACUUUAUAUUGGUGGAGUUUAUUCACCACCUAAAACACUUCCACCUUUUGAGCUGUUUGAGAAGCAUAAAGAUAAAGAUAUCUAUCUAUUUGGAGAUUAUAAUGCUAAACAUAGCAAUUGGAAUUAUGAAAACAGUAAUUUUUUAUCAGCCUUGAGUGAUAGAUGUAGUGUUUAUGAAAGUAUUAAACUUUUUCGACCACCGUGGCCACUAUAUCUAGUGAAUUUAAUUCGAGAAGUAAAUAAAUUAAAACGUAAGUGGAGAAGAACACGUUUUUUAGGUGAUUACUUGAAUUUUAAACAUCAUCAAAAAAUUUAUAUUGAAGAGAAAGUUAAGUUUGAACAAAACAAACGUGAGCAAAAAAUAAAACAUAUAAAAGAAGACAAUAACGUUUGGUCUCACAUAAAACAAGUAUUUCGUCCUUACACUCCUUCUUUUAGAGGAUUGACAACAAAUGGCGGAGUACUAAAAGGUAAUCAAGAAAUAGCUGAUCAACUAGCUAAUUAUUAUGAAAAACAUUUUUCAGAGCCAGUUUUUGAUGUAAACAAUACAUUUCAUCUUGAGUGUAUUGAGUCAUACGAAAAAAUAAAAAAUACACAAAACAUUUCACUUGGAAAGAUCAAACUAGAAGAAGUUGUUUUACAGUGGAAAAUUUUUUUCCAAAGAAAUGAGAUCGUAGCAAGAAUUGAGAAAUGGUGUACAGAUCAAAGUAUUCACAUCGAUGAACAAUCUGGAUUACAGCAAGAAAAAGACUACAGACAAGAAUUGUUUCUAUGA